GGCCACUGUUGGCGUAGCACCUCACGGCUGCACAACUUUGGGGGGGAAAAGUCGGGAAAAACGGUAAACGGUUCGAUGUCAGGAGCUUUGACAAGUUUUUAGCCUGUAUUUGAAUUGAUGAAAAAACUAAAGUGAAAAUGCCACCGGUUAAGAAAGUCGAUCUCGAGAGGAUGGCAUGGAGUUGGAUUGAAACAGUAGUACCAGAAGAAAUCGAGAAGGUCCACCUAGAGAAUGCGUACAGAAUAGGAUUAAAAAAUUGUAAAAAUUGCAAACGUAAUUGCAGUAACAAUCCAUGCUGCCUGACUGGUUUAGGCGAGGAAAAGUACUUCAAAUCACAGCCAGCCGAGGUGGCAUCGCUGGAAAGUUCAUUAUCCGAACUGAGGGAUCCAACUCAAUACGUUGGUCUCAAAAAUCUUGGAGCCACGUGCUAUGUCAAUAGUUUAAUUCAAGUUUGGUUUCAUAAUGAAGAUAUGAGACGAAUAAUCUACAAAUGGGACAUAACAGCAGACCCCGAGGAAUCCGAGUACUUGCAGCACUCCCAAUCCCUGAAAACCCCCUACCACCCCCGAACAGUAGUAGGCCAGCUGCAGUACAUCUUCGCGAUGAUGCAGUUUGGUAACAAACGACUGCUGGACCCCACGAGCCUAGCGAUUGCCCUGUCCCUGGACACAGACACCCAACAAGACGCCCAGGAGUUCUCAAAACUUCUCCUCGCUCACAUCGAGAACAAACUCACAAGCCUAACUCUAAAGUCUCGUCUGCAACGGCUAACUCAGGGGACCUACAUCUACGUAAACCGAUGCUCAACCUGUUCCACUGAGUACCAGACACCCACGACAUUCUACGAGCUUGAUCUCCAGCUUGCUCCAACCCUGAAGGAGGCCAUGGACAACUACCUCAGCGAGGAGGAGCUAGUUGGUGCCAACAAAUACCACUGCCAACAUUGCAAUGAAAAACAAAAUGCCAAGAGAUUUAUCAGACUUGACUCCCUCCCAGAGACCCUAAACUUCCAACUCUUGAGAUUUGUUUUUCACCGAGAGAGUGGACAGAAGAAGAAACUAUCGUCAUUCAUACAAUUCCCUGAGGAUCUGGACAUGUCGGAGUACUUGAACUGCCCAGCAGGUGCCCAUUUGUACUCAUUGGUUGCUGUUUUGAGUCAUAAGGGACCAUCCGCCCACUCUGGCCACUACAUCGUCAACAUCUGCAAUUCCUCGGGGGAGUGGUAUCAGUUCAGUGACGACAAAGUCGAGAAGACCCAGAAUAAGAGGAUUGAGGAUGGCAUCGGGGACAAUGGGAAGGUCGCCAAGAGGUCCAGGGUGCCCAAGGGCUUUCUCUCCUCCAACACUGCCUACAUGUUGGUUUACAAGAAGAACCUGGGGGAUGGCAAAGCCAGGAGGCCCCUGGACAAUGGGAAGAGGAAGGAGACCAGCGAUUCAGAUUCAUCAGGGCCUAUUUUCAGUCCUGUGAAGAAGUCCAAGCUUAAGAGGAAGGGGAGGAAGAAGAUCAGGGGGGAUGAGGAGGGGCUGGAUGAUCAUAAUUCUGUGGAUGAGGGGAAGGAUGGAGUCAUGAAUGAUGAGGAUCUCAAGGAAGAGGGGAUUUUUUGUGGGAAAGAGGAAGUUGAGAGAUGUUUGUCUCCUCCUGGUGCUCGUGAUGAUAAAAAUGGCGAGAUUGAACUCACGAUGAAGGAGAAUUAUCAUAAGAAUUAUCAGAUGCUCAAUGGCGAUGCUCACAGGGCCAUGGGCUGUGGUGAGAGGGAUUAUUAUGAGGCCAUGGAGUUUCAGAUGUGGGAGCUGAGUGAGACGCUGAGGGAACUUGUUAAAGGGGAGAAUGUUGCUCAUGAGUUGAGUCUUCUUGCUGUUCAGGAGGAGAAGCAGAAGAAGAUUGAGGAGAAGAAUGUCAAGAGGCAGGAGGUCAUUGAUUUUUAUGAGGCAUGGGGAAAGUGCGAGGGUGUGGGGGAGAGAUUUGUGUGGAUUCCUACGAGUUUUAUCAGCAAGUGGCUUAAUGAUCAUUCGGGGAGCAAUGAGGGAGUGGGGGAGGUGGAGACUGGGGGCCUCAUGUGUCGACAUGGGAAGAUGGACCCGGGGAAGGUGCAUAAAGCCAAGUGUGUGCCUUUGGCCGCGGCUGAGAGGCUUCUGGGGAAGUUUGAGAUGAGGGAGAGACUUGGUGAGGAGAGCCUCUGCUUGGCAUGCGUCAGGAAGAAGUGCAAGACGAUGAGGUUCAAGAUUGAGCUGGAGAGGGAUCACAAGGAGGUGCUGGAGUCUAUUAAAGUGAUUAAAGAAAUAACUGAUGAUAGUUACAUAAUCGGGGCAGACUCGUUAAAACACUGGAGAAAAUUAGCAAUGGAGCGUUUGGAGGGUGAAACGAGUCAUGAGAAUGAAGUAGAGCACACGAACGAUCAAAAGCCCUCCAACGAUAAUCAGAAAGAAGAGAUGGAGGAGGAAUCAGAACCCAUUAUGAAUUUUAAUGAGGAUCUUCUGUGUGAACAUGACGGAUUGAGAAUUCCAGAUGCUAGUAGGAAAAUCGUACCAGGUGCUGCCUGGAGAAUCCUUAAAAAGUAUUUUCCAAAGGCUGCUGAGUAUCCUGUUGGCACAAAUUCAUGUAUUAUUUGCGAGGAGAAAAAUGAAACUGCUGAGAAAGCCAAGGCUGAUCAUAAAAUUUGGGGGAAGCUGCAGAAGGACCACUUGAGUGAACUUUAUCACGGGAAAAAUAGAAACGAAGUCAUCAAGGAUAAGAAUUGUCAUAAAGUCUACUUCAUCGUUGAUAAAGGAUUUGUGGAUGUUUGGAAGACAUUUACUCGAACUGGCAGGAAUGCUCCAAUGUCCAUUAAUAACGGCCAGUUACUCUGUGAACUUCACAAGGGCUUCCUGUAUCCCGCCACAACCUCCAGUGAAUUUUAUACUAUUGUAACGGAGGAAGAAUGGCGCAAAUUAAAUGAAUUCUACGAGUCGGAUCACGAAAUAAAGAUUGUAAAUUUAGGAAUUGAUGAGGCUGAUUUGAAGACGGAUCCUGAUCAAUGUCGAGAGUGUAUGCAGGCCAGACUUGACCAGGAACGUCUAGAUAGUUUAAAUUAUGAUAAUGCAAAGAUAUACAUUAAGUGCAUAGAUGAAGGAGAUGAUAACGAUAGUCCUAUCAAGAGUUCGAGGUCUUCCAGGACGAGGAGAAAAGCAAAAGGCUCACAUGAACUCAAAGUGUCUUCUCAAAUGACUCUCAAACAGCUCAAAGUCAUGACAAUGGCAAUUUGUAGUGCUGGACCAUUUGACCAACAUUUGAUGCUAGACGAACGUGAACUAACAGAAUCAGAUCAGAAUCUAGCCUCCCUCGGUGUCUACCCCGGUGCUGUACUCAAGUUAAAGGUUGAUACACCACCGGACAAUGAAGUGGAUUUGGAGUCAGACUCGACAAGUCGUGAAGCAGCAUCACCCGAGAAAGGUUUCAAGGGAACGGAACUGGUGCCCAGCUGAUUCCCCCCGGACGACGAGUCCCCAAUAGUCGCAUAAAAAACAAACCUCCUGACUCCCAUAAAAAAAAAGAGUAAAAUAUUUUUUUAUCACUAGUUCGUUAACUCUUUAUUACAAAAACUGAAAAUAAAAAAAAAAGCCAAUUGGGGUUGAAAUAAUUUAUUUCUGGGGGAAAAGCAAACAA
This is a messenger RNA of Diachasma alloeum, 3642 nucleotides long. RefSeq names its product ubiquitin carboxyl-terminal hydrolase 48. Gene Ontology annotation, biological process: protein deubiquitination. The coding region runs from base 138 to 3461 and encodes 1107 amino acids. The transcript has 12 exons. Gene Ontology annotation, molecular function: cysteine-type deubiquitinase activity; cysteine-type endopeptidase activity. Gene Ontology annotation, cellular component: nucleus; cytosol. Lineage: Eukaryota; Metazoa; Arthropoda; Insecta; Hymenoptera; Braconidae. The record is from RefSeq and is a predicted model, not a curated record.